Saccoglossus kowalevskii is the source of this 564-nucleotide messenger RNA. RefSeq lists its product as uncharacterized. The record is from RefSeq and is a predicted model, not a curated record. Lineage: Eukaryota; Metazoa; Hemichordata; Enteropneusta; Harrimaniidae.
AUGACACACGUAUACGAAGAAGAAUCUAAACUACAAAGUUAUUGGGAUUUAGAAACAAUCGGUAUCAAAGAUGACUCGUCGAAAUCGGACAUUAAUGUUGAUAACUUCGAAAUCUUUCGUGAUACUCAUCUGCGAGUGGAAAACGGGAAGUACAUAGCUCGGUUACCCUGGAAACGUGACCACCCACCGCUUCCCACCAACUACGACAUCACUGAGAAACGCACUCGCGCCAUGGUCCGUAAAUUGACACCGAAACUUUUACAAACUUACGAUAAAAUCAUCAAUGAUCAGAAAAGCCGAAACUUCAUUGAAGAAGUAACAGAUGACGACAAUACACGCGGCCAUUAUUUACCGCACCACUCAGUGAAAAAGGAUUCAAUUACAACACCUAUACGAGUAGUUUAUGAUUGUAGUUGUAAAUCGCGUGAUUCUCCGAGUCUAAAUGAUUGUUUAGAAACCGGACCCUCCCUUCUGAAUGAUCUCACUUCAAUUCUACUUCGCUUCCGCGUCAACCGCUUUGCAUUAACUAGUGAUAUAGAGAAGGCAUUUUUGAGGUUGGAUUAG